AUGUCGGAUAUAGCCCACGCCUAUCUCCCUGACAUUUUCCUGUCUUUCCAGUAUCUGCCAAGAUUUCCCGAAUUCUCUUCCAAAAGAAUUUCUUACUUUCUUUCUUUCUUCCUUUUUUCUUUCUUUUUUUUUCUUUCUUUCUUUUCUUAUCUUUCUUUCUUUCUUUUCUUUCUUUCUUUCUUUCUUUUCUUAUCUUUCUUUCUUUCUUUCUUUUCUUAUCUUUCUUUCUUUCUUUCUUUUCUUUCUUUCUUUCUUUCUUUUCUUAUCUUUCUUUCUUUUUCUUUUUCUUUCUUUUCUUUCUUUCUUUUCUUUCUUUCUUUUCUAAUCUUUCUUUCUUUCUUUCUUUCUUUCUUUCUUUCUUUCUAUUCUUUCUUCGUCUGUACAUCUAUCCACUUACUUUAUCUAUCUAUCUAUCUAUCUAUCUAUCUAUCUAUCCAUCUAUCUAUCUAUCUAUUUGUCUAUGAUAUCUAUCUAUCUAUCUAUCUAUCUAUCUAUCUAUUUAUAUAUAUAUAUAUAUAUAUAUAUAUAUAUAUAUAUAUAUAUAUAGUCUUUCGAUAUCUAUCUAUCUAUCCAUUUCGCCAUAUAUAUAUAUAUAUAUAUAUGUGUGUGUGUGUGCGUGCGUGCGUGUGUAUAUGUAUGUAUAUAUGUAUGUUUAUGCGUCUGUCACCGUCUUUGGAUAUCUAUCUAUGUAUCUAUCUAUCUAUGGCAAUUAACUCUUCCACAUUUCUAUUUCUUAAUCUGUCCAUAUCUAUCUAUCUAUCUAUCUAUCUAUCUAUCUAUCUAUCUAUCUAUCUAUCUAUCACAUAA
Acanthosepion pharaonis is the source of this 807-nucleotide messenger RNA. The record is from the annotation of a GenBank genome assembly. Lineage: Eukaryota; Metazoa; Mollusca; Cephalopoda; Sepiida; Sepiidae.